Molecule: messenger RNA, 1575 nt
Organism: Cladophialophora bantiana CBS 173.52
Lineage: Eukaryota; Fungi; Ascomycota; Eurotiomycetes; Chaetothyriales; Herpotrichiellaceae
Exons: 7
Coding region: 1-1575 (524 amino acids)
Biological process (GO): transmembrane transport; carbohydrate transport
Cellular component (GO): membrane
Molecular function (GO): carbohydrate:proton symporter activity
Source: RefSeq, a predicted model, not a curated record
AUGACGUUUUCCGCUACGCACAAGAGACUGAACUGGCGCACUUUCUGGUGUUGCUUUUUCUUGUCACUGGGCAGUUUCUGCUAUGGCUAUGCAGCAUCGAUCAUCUCCACGACCCUAGGCCAGCCAACCUUUCUAUCAUAUAUGCAUCUAAUCGAUGCUGAGGGAAAUCCAGCCUCCAACCAAGCGGCGUUGGUUGGGGCCACGGUUGGCCUGUUCUGCACCGGAGGGUGCGUAGGCGUCCUAGCCACCAGCUGGUCGCUCGAUAGAGUCGGGAGAAAACCGACAAUGAUUGCCCUUGUGGCCAUCUACACUUUGGGUGGUGUUUUGGUCACAGCAUCUCAGAAUAUCGGCAUGUUCAUUGCUGCGAGGACGAUCCAUGGAUUUGCAGCAGUCAGUUUCAUAGCUGCCACAUCCACAUACAUCGCCGAACUCUCCCAGGCGGAAACCCGAGGAUUCUUCACCGGUCUGACCGGCGUGGCCAUCGCCGUCGGCUACACAACCGCAGCAUUGAUAGGUCUAGCCUUCUCCUACACCACCAAUCCGGACGUGCAAUGGAGAACGCCCCUGGGUUUGUCUCUAGUACCAUCCACCUCCCUCCUAGCCGUGCUCUACUGGGCCCCCGAAUCCCCUCGCUACCUGCUCCUCAAGGACCAGGCGGAAGAAGCAUGGCAGAUUGUCAGCAAACUGCACCAUGACCCGAUGGAGGAGAACCAAGAAUACGUCAAGGAGGAGUUUUUCCAGAUGCAGAUGCAGCUCGAGUUCGACAGGACCCUCGACUCCUCGUGGAUCCAUCUGUUUUCGAAACCCUCGUACAGGAAACGAAUGCUCAUGGCGUGUCUGGUAACCUUUUUGGCUCAGAGCACCGCCGUGUUAGUUGCUGCUGCCUAUGGUCCAUCCCUCUACUCCGCUCUGGGAUUCAGUGUCAAACAAAGUCUGAUUCUUCAAUGCGGUUGGAUUGCAGGUUCUAUCCCCGCGGCAAUCAUCGGCGUCACAUUAUGUGACCGUUUCGGACGCAAGCCUUUCAUCAUGACGGGCUUCGUCGGGUGCAUCGCGGCCUUGGUAAUUCUCACUGCCAUGGAAGCCGUCUACGCUCCCACGGCAACCAAUAAAGUCGGACUCGGUUGGGCCGUGACAGCCUUGUACCUUAUUGUCAUCUUUUACUGCCUGGGGGUCGAGGCCUGCGGGGCCCCCUUUUACUGCGAAAUCUUCCCGACGCACAUUCGCGCAAAGGGAGUCUGUUUUUGCGUCUUCGUCAACAGUGCCGCCAACCUACUCUAUCUCGAAGUUGCACCCACUGCUUUACAGAAUAUCGGGUGGAGAUUCUUGUUGGUUUUCAUCUGCGUUCUCUCUGUCGGCUCGGUCUUCUACUGGUACUGGGUCCCGGAGACGAGAUCUGUGCCUUUGGAAGAACUAGCCGCAAUCUUUGGCGACACCGACGAAGUUAAGAUAUACUCGACCGAAAUCACCGUCAAGGACGACGGACAGGUCGUGGUUGAGGACCAUCAUCGUAUCGGACAGAGUAUGGGUGUGGCGGGAAAGGAAGAGACGGAGGUUGUUCUACGCGAGAAGGUCUGA